This is a messenger RNA of Vitis riparia (riverbank grape), 276 nucleotides long. Its product is annotated as wound-induced basic protein. Bases 39 to 182 code for a protein of 47 amino acids. The record is from RefSeq and is a predicted model, not a curated record. Lineage: Eukaryota; Viridiplantae; Streptophyta; Magnoliopsida; Vitales; Vitaceae. The transcript has 2 exons.
UGUCCGGUGGUUGUGGAAGAAAGAAGCAAAAAGCGAAAAUGAUCUACGAUGUCAACUCUCCUCUCUUCAGGUCCUUCCUCAGUCAGAAGGGAGGCUCCUCCGACAAGAGGAAAACUGAAGAGCAGAAGCCAAAGGAGCAGAGGCCCAAAGCAAGCGAGAAUAAGCCUGUUAUGACGGAGUAACACUGAUGCUUGCAGCUUGGGAUCAUGAGAAGCUUUAGCAAGGAGGGAUGAGUUGGUAAAUGCUCUGUUACGAUGUUGUCGAGAUGAAAGGAAA